Molecule: messenger RNA, 1647 nt
Organism: Fusarium verticillioides 7600
Lineage: Eukaryota; Fungi; Ascomycota; Sordariomycetes; Hypocreales; Nectriaceae
Exons: 1
Coding region: 868-1185 (105 amino acids)
Source: RefSeq, a predicted model, not a curated record
AUUCUCUUGAGGCCAGACGAUUAAUGCUGAGCUGGCGCUGGCUCUUCAAAACACACCCUUUCAUCCUCCAACUGCCUUCCUUGUCUGUCGAUAGUAAGUGGUUUGUACGCCCCCCAAUUCUGUUCCGAGUAUUCCCUUUGAAGAGAUGAAUAGUCAUAUGAUGGCGUUCUGUGGUCACACACAUACUCCCUCCGAUUUGUCUCCCCUUGCUGUCUCUCUAAUUCAUUCACACAACACAUACUGUACUUGGCCCAUCGGGUUAUCUGGACGUUUCCCUCUCCCUUUCCUGACCAAAGCCUAAUUCUAUUAUCCCAACGACUACUACCUUGCCUACGUGCGUCAUGCAACUGUCACUCGUGGUACUUACACCCCGAGGCUUCUAGUUGAAUCUUACGGAAGAUUUAUGAAAGGUUAAAAAGGCUCCUGGAGCCCCCUGGAAUCCUGCCUGCCCUGCUUCUCUGCUUGUUUGGUUGGAUAAAAACAAUCUUCGACACACCUUCUCUACUUAUGCCUGAGAUACGUCCAAGCCUCCUUCAACAAUAUAAACAACAUUUGCAGCUGCGCCUCUGCGUGCUUACGUUGUCGAUACACAACGAGGCCUCACCAUAUCUGUGUUACAGCUAAAUAACCAGGCUUUGAACCGUUUCAAAAUUUAUUCUUUUGAUUAAGCUUCACGGCUAUCUAUCAACAACCUUCUUCGUCGGCACCUUGCCUCCACAUCCCAAAACUUUUACAUAAAUAUCAUCCCUCCCUCCCAUUCAUCCUUACAUACUACAACAAAUACAACGUGCCUACAUACGUUUACCACAUACUACUGCAUACUUCCCCCGUACAUAUACCCCCAUUGUACAACCACAUCUCAUCAACAUGUGCCAUACCGUAAUCGCCCAGCGGAUGUGCAAGGAUUGCCGCCAUAGCCUUGGUGAGACGGUUAUCGACUUCACCCGCUGCGCUCGUAAAUGCUCGAGCCCGUUCUACUGCCUUACCCCUGAGCCCCAGAUGGAGCUAUGUAGCCUAUGUACCGCGACGGCGACACUAUCUACACCGGUACUCGCACAACAUGCUCUCGAGGAUACUACCACUGCGGCAGCAGCUUCAGCUGGUGCAAGGAUCUACGAUCACUCUAUCGCAAAGGCUGCAGCAUAUCCGGGACCUGGAGUAGCCCAUCAUACUGCGGCUCACUAAGACAUCUCCCAUAGACCACCUCGACGGUGGCUUUUGCUACGAUAUCGGUAUUUAGGGCGUUUAUUUAUGUAAGAUCUUGAGGGAAAUUGAAACGAUGAAACGAAAAUUCCGCAAAAAUAGUGCAUUUGGGAAUGGGAAUGGGUAUGACACAGGCAACCGGCACAGAUCACAGGCGCAUGAGGACGGACAGCAUUCAUCAAUGCUCUACUUGCUUCACAUCACAUUACAUCAUUUUUAUUUCACUUUACACACUUGAUUUCGUAUGUAUUGUCACACAGGCACAUAACCCCGGUGAGGACCACUCUACUGGUAUGAGAUGGAACCGGAGGACUGGUCAAUGGUACCGAACCAAGAGCUGGGGCAAGGGUGUACAAAAGAAUCAGAAAACACAAUCGUUGACUGACAACAAUAAGCUGAGACAGAUACAAUAGCCAAAGAACAAUAAAAAAUUGAUCAGGAUGG